UCGACAAAUAUGUUUCAUCUGAAGAAGACUCACUUACACAGGCGUUCUAAAAAGAACAUUGUUGUCCCUGGCUCUAACCCAUUUGAUUCAGACCAAGAAUCAAACAAGAAAACCCAUCAACCAUUUUCACAUAUAGCCUCUUCUGAACCAAUAUUGAUCCAUGGACAAGAUUCAAGGAUCAAGCUAUUUGAAGAUAGUGGUAAUAAAGUAAAGCCAUCUUCCCACACUGUUCUUUGGUCUGCAAAGAGCAGAUACAAAAAUGAUUUUACUAAUUCGGGUGGAUUAGAGAAUCAGUCAGUGCAAGAAUUGGAGAACUAUGCUGAGUACAAGGCUGAGGAAACAACUAAGACAGUCAAUAGUUGUUUGAAGAUAGCAGAAAAUAUGAGGGAUGAUGCUACCAAGACUUUGGUUGCUUUGCAUCACCAAGGCGAACAAAUUAACAGGACCCAUGCUGCUGCUGCUAACAUUGAUUAUGAUCUUAGCAGGGGCGAGAAGCUUUUAGGAAGUCUUGGAGGAUUUUUUUCUAAAAAGUGGAAACCAACUAAAACCCGUAAAAUCUCAGGGCCAAUCGCGACAGAAGAUGAGAACAAGGGAAGAGGUGUUCACCUUAAACAGCACGAGAAACUUGGAUUGAACAAUGCAAGUAAAGGAAAGACUAAUGCACGAACAACAUAUCCCGAGCCAAAUGAUGUCUACCAGAAAGUUGAGGUGGAGAGGGCAAAACAGGAUGAUGCACUUUCUGGUUUGAGCAAUAUAUUGGAUGAGCUGAAAGACAUGGCAAUUGGCAUGAGAUCUGAACUUGAUAGAGGGCUCGAUCCGAUUAUUAAUGACGUUGACGAGUUAAAUUUUCGUCUGAAAGGCGCGAAUAAACGUGGGCGACACAUCCUGGGGAAGUAGGAUCUGUUCUUAGUCUUGGCUUAGGAUAGUAGGAUGUUGUCUUACCAAUUCUUUUUUGUUGUCUCUUUUGAAGACCAUUAUGUUCUACACUAUUACAAUGUACAAGAUUAGUAAUGAUUGUUUUCUAUAUGAAAUAAGAUGUAUUUU
Impatiens glandulifera is the source of this 1044-nucleotide messenger RNA. RefSeq names its product SNAP25 homologous protein SNAP33-like. NCBI's taxonomy places the organism in Eukaryota, Viridiplantae, Streptophyta, Magnoliopsida, Ericales, Balsaminaceae. Bases 10 to 897 code for a protein of 295 amino acids. Gene Ontology annotation, molecular function: SNAP receptor activity. The record is from RefSeq and is a predicted model, not a curated record. Gene Ontology annotation, cellular component: SNARE complex; plasma membrane. The transcript is spliced from 5 exons.